Molecule: messenger RNA, 1118 nt
Organism: Drosophila nasuta
Lineage: Eukaryota; Metazoa; Arthropoda; Insecta; Diptera; Drosophilidae
Exons: 2
Coding region: 189-683 (164 amino acids)
Molecular function (GO): serine-type endopeptidase inhibitor activity
Source: RefSeq, a predicted model, not a curated record
CUAGCGGUUAAACAAACAAGUUAACAACCGAAAAGGCGAAAUACUAAAUAAUUAAUAAUAUGUUUUAUUUAAAGAUAUAAGCUGAAAGCUUAUAUUAAUGUAAAUUAUAACCAAGCAUCGUGAGUGAACUGCUUUUAGUUAUGUUUAUCAAAUUUUAGACUAUAAGGUCCAUUUGGAAUGCAUUAAAAAUGAAAUUAAUAUUGUUGUUGGCUUGCCUGGCGCUCAUGUUGAUCCACAACGAGGCGCAAUUUUGUCGUGGACGAGUUCGGCCGUCUGAACGAAAUUGUGUUGGUGGCAAGGACUCUGGCACAAGGCGAGCCAACCACUGUCACAGGACAGCCAAUGACCAUAUGUGGUAUUACAGCAACAGGACACGAUCCUGUAGGAGAAUGUCCUAUCACGGCUGUGGAGGCAACAAAAAUAGGUAUUGCUCCUUGGCAUCGUGUGAAAAGAAAUGCGUUCAACCACGAGAAAUUGACACAACUAUAACUAAGCCCAACAAUCCAACUACAACUGAAUUAAUUAACACAAAUUUAGAUGCAUUCGACAAUCCAACUUUGGCUGGAGUUGACAACGCAACUUUAGCUGAAUUUGGUAAUCCAAACUUAGCUGAAUUCGACAAUACAACCCAAGUUGAACCUGCUGGACAAGCUGCUCCACUUGCAAAGUUUGGAAUAUUUUGAGUCCUAGUUCUUAUAUACAUAUGUAUGUAUCAUACAUAUGUAUUAAAAUUAUUGUAGCUAGAAAGCUACACUUUGUACUUAAGUUUGAUAAUACUCAGCCUUAAAAUUCUAACCUUAACACAAGUUGAUAUAAAAAGUCUUCAAUUUUGAAGCCAAUAGCCAAGAAAAACGUAAAAACAACAUGGAUAUAUACGCAAAAUAAAACCAAAAAGUUUCAAUUCAAUAAGAAACAAAAUAUUCAGCUCCAAAUUGAAUAUUAAUACAAAAAAGUGACUUCGCUUCCAGUUGAGGAGCCGCUGCAUAAAUCCUGAAAGCAAUUAAAGACUUCUACACAAAAAUAUUGUUACCAGAACUACAAAGCAGUUGAACAACAACUGAUUUAGAAACAAUGCCAAAUACAGUAAUAUUUGAUUUUUAUAUCUAAAUGACAUCAUU